Messenger RNA from Paraglomus occultum, 621 nucleotides. Lineage: Eukaryota; Fungi; Glomeromycota; Glomeromycetes; Paraglomerales; Paraglomeraceae. The record is from the annotation of a GenBank genome assembly.
AUGUUUGGAGAUAAUUUGUCCAAGGAGUUAGUGUUAAGAAACUACAUAUUAGUAAAAAAAGAUAAUAACGGUGAUAAAGACAACUCUCCCUCUCCUAAUCCGGCGGCUCCUGCUCCUCAAUUGAUAACUGAUUCAAACAAAAAAAACGAUAAUUCAGUAAAUCCAGGCCAUUCUCCGAAGCCAAAUCCAGAAAAAGAUAGUCUGCCCGAAGAAAAAAAUGGUAAAGAAGACAACGCGGUUAAAUCUACCGAAAAUUCGCCUAUCAAAACUGAUAAUCAAAUCCUAAUAUCUCAAUGUCUCAGAGACAUUAAGCAAGUAACUUUAACGGCUGACGGCGAUUUAAUUAUUGAAUUUAAUAACUCAGAAAAUAGCCAUUCAAUCAGUCAAGUUGUAACUUCUGGGCAAAUAAAUAAUAAUCAAGAACUUCAAAAAAUUAAGAAUUACUGUCAAAGGAAUGGCAAAAAUAGUUUAAGCCAGCAAGAAUUAAAUAGUAUUCUCACUGCUAAUUCCACCGCAACCGAAAGUCCUAAAGAGGGCAAUAAUACUCUCUUAGUUGGAGGAAUUAUUUGUGCGGCCUUAAUUGUCGGAGUAGUUACUGGAUUAUUAUUGAAAAAGAAGAAA